Messenger RNA from Pieris macdunnoughi, 378 nucleotides. Lineage: Eukaryota; Metazoa; Arthropoda; Insecta; Lepidoptera; Pieridae. The record is from the annotation of a GenBank genome assembly.
AUGCGAUUGGUGCUUUUCAGUCUCUUUUCAGCAAGCAUCAGUUUGCGAAGAAUUGGCACAUCUAUGGCUGUAAGGGGGGCCUGGUAUGACCAACCUAGAAUUUCGUAUAACCUCGGUCUGGUACUGCCAGUUGAGUACGUAGCGUCGAGAACGGGAACGCGCUUACUCAAACUGAACGGUUAUACGUACUACGCGACGCAGAGAGCCGGGAAAACAAGAUGGCGUUGCUCAACCCAUCAAUGGAAGGGCUGCAAUGCCGCCGUAGUUACGUUUGGAAAUCAAGUGCUGUAUGCAACUGGAAUGCACACUCAUCUACCCAAAGAGAAACAGAACUUGCACUAUAACUGUCAAAUUAAGAUCAAAGACGAUAGAACUUAA